AGCAACGAAAAUAUAUACUUCCUCAAUGACAUCAUAGCCAUGGCUAAGUACUAUGGCGUCAGAAUUGGUUUCUACACAAAUGUUUACGACUGGAAUCAAAUUACCAAAGGAGCUACAGUUGAGGGAGCUAUGCUAUGGUACUGGAACGUCAAUGGUGGAGGACCUAGUGGUGAGACCCCUGCCAACUUCGAUGAUUUCCGUCCAUUUGCUAAAUUCACGAAGCCGACGAUGAAACAGUUUGGACAAAUGGAGUCAAUUUGCGGAGAGACAGUUAAUAGAGAUAUCUACUCACUAGAAAAGUCAAAGCACAUUCUGACCGAGCUGAAGGAAAAACACAGCGAUGAACUAAUUGUUGGCAAAUUGGGCCAUGCACUUACGGGAUUGUUAUCAUUUGCAUAA
Messenger RNA from Cylicostephanus goldi, 399 nucleotides. The record is from the annotation of a GenBank genome assembly. NCBI's taxonomy places the organism in Eukaryota, Metazoa, Nematoda, Chromadorea, Rhabditida, Strongylidae.